Molecule: messenger RNA, 828 nt
Organism: Neltuma alba
Lineage: Eukaryota; Viridiplantae; Streptophyta; Magnoliopsida; Fabales; Fabaceae
Product: QWRF motif-containing protein 7-like
Exons: 3
Coding region: 1-828 (275 amino acids)
Biological process (GO): spindle assembly
Cellular component (GO): nuclear microtubule; cytoplasm
Molecular function (GO): microtubule binding
Source: RefSeq, a predicted model, not a curated record
AUGGACAAGGAGAACAACAGUGGCCGCCGCGACCCACGGACAGUGUUGCGAUCCCCAUCACCGUCGCCACGGCUUUGCCGGAGCAAAAGUGGGAGCAAUUUAUCAUCCUUGACGACUACUCCAGAAAAUAGCUCCCGCAGGUUUGGAUCAAGUCAGAGAUUCGUCAGCAACACGAACCGCUCAAAAUCCACAUCAAAAACAAGAAGAACUUGCAACAAUGAAGACAGCACAACGAAUCCCUCUUCUUCAAGCGCUUCGGCUCGGAAGUCCCAAGAGAUCAUCUCUAACAGAAAUAACAGAUCAGAUGGAGUUGGAUCUUCAAAGAGGAUGACCGCGAAGUCUCCAUCGGCAUGGGCGUUAUCGCCGGGGCGGUUUCUCGGAUCUCCGGCGGCGUCAUCGUCGUCUGAGACGCCGGGGAAAGUGAAGAGUAACAGCAAUGGUGUGAGUAAGGUUUUGAGGUACUUCAGGCAAAAGAAAGUGUCAUCGGUGCAAGAAGAUGAGCAUCACAGGUUUAGGAUUUUGCAUAACAGAUUGUUGCAGUGGAGGUUUGUGAAUGCAAGGGCCGAGUCUGCCAUGGUUAAUGUAAAGAAAGCUUCAGAGGCUGACGUGGCCUCUCUGCAUGAAGCCAUGAAAACAGCCUUAGAAAUAAUGGAGACCAUUGAUCCACUCAUAAGAAAAUAUCAAUCUCAGGUUGAUGGAAUUCUUUAUCAAGUAACAGAACUCAGCACCAUAUCGAAACAAGAAGAGGAGCACUUUCAGGAACUCUUGAGAAUUAUGCCCAUCAUUUCUACUUCAAUGGUAAGCAAUGGGAAAAACAUUAAAAUUUGA